UCUGGCAUCCAUCCCUUCUGUUCUCUUCCGUCCGGGCCAAGACUGCACCCCCCAAGCGGAUAUUUCGUUCCAACUAUCGAUAUGUCGGACCAGAACUAUGUCUUCAGUGGCCGUCAUUCCGUGGCCGACUAUUUCGAUCCCGAUAAGAAUCCCCCUCUCCCCUUGGUCGAGAUUCCAGAUCGGCUGAAUCCCUUCCGGAAAGAUGGCGUAAGGAUCUAUGCAAAGAUGCUCACUUGCCUGCCGGCGCAGAACGUCAAGUCUCUGCCUGCCCUGAAGAUGCUACGAAACAGACCUGAUGCCCACGACAAGAAGAUUGUCGAAGCAAGCUCAGGGUCGACGGUGCUCUCUCUUGGCAUCCUAGCCCGGGUUCUCUGGGGGAACGAAGAUGUCGAUGCCUACGUGACGAAUAAGAAGCCGCCAGAGUCGUUGAGCAUGCUUCGGUUCUUUGGCAUCCGGCCGUGUCUCUAUGGAGGUCUCUCCCAGCAGGAGCCCACAGAUCCAACGGGCAUCAUGAGCAGGUUGCGGAGAAAGGCCGCACAAGAUGAAGACGUGGUGUACCCUGGGCAGUAUGACAACCCGAACAACUGGAAAGCCCACGAGGAAUGGACGGGGCCCCAGAUUUUCAAACAGCUGCCUCAGAUCAACAUCUUUUGCUCGACGGUUGGCACUGGAGGUGCAAUAACAGGAACAGGCUUGUAUCUCAAGUCCCAGAAGCCGGCAGUCAAUGUCGUUGGCGUCUUCAACAAGUUCGGAGACCCCACGCCGGGUCCCAGACAUUUUCACGGCUUCCAUACCUCCGGCUUUCCCUGGCAAGGCACAGUCGACUCUCGGAUUGAGGUCUCAUCUGUUGACUCGUACCGCAUGUCUAUGCGUCUCUCUCGAGAGGGACUCAUUUCCGGCCCGUCGUCCGGAGAAGCGCUCCACGGCCUCCUCGAGUACAUCUCAAAUCUCGAGAAGGCUGAUGGGCUGGAUCAACUGAGAGAUGAGACGACCGGAGACAUCUCAUGCGUUUUCAUAUGCAGCGAUCUACCAUAUCAAUACCUGCCUGUCUACUUCCAAAAGCUUGGAGCAGAAGAGUUCCCCCGGAUCGAAAACGAGAUCCUUUUGCAAUGUGACCAGAACAGACACGACGAGAGAUGGGUCUUGGACACCCUGAAAGCUGCGACCGUUCUGUUCGGCACCGGAGAACUGGGGUCACGCCAGAAGGCAGUGUCAAAGACCGACAGCAAGGACUGCGAUCUGGGCAAGCUCUCUCCGGCCCAGACACCACCAACGAGCCGCUCCUGGAUGUCGUACCUUUUACAUCUUUUGUUUCCAGAGAAGCCUCACUUGGAAUCUGGCUGUUGCCCCAGCCACUUUCGGGGCAGCGUCUUACCAUCAAUCCUGGUCUUGGAUUUGCGCAGCCAGGCUGACUUCGAGGCGCUACACCUUCCAGGCUCCCAUUCUGUGCCCUUGGAAGGUCUUACAGCCAGUCUAGCUGACGGGGAUCUCUUUGGAGACGCCAAAUCUGUUCACAUGGUCUGGACGCAGAUUCAGAAAACGUUCGACGAGCCGCGUGUGGCCAGACGGCUGCUGAGCGCGCGGGACAACCAGCAUACUGUCAUGCUGGUGUGCUAUAAUGGCGACGCAAGCAAGCUUGCGUCUUCAACACUCCGGGCCAGGGACUAUGAAGCAUUCAGCGUCGAGGGCGGUAUAGAGGCACUCUGGGCCGAGGUUCAAGGUCGGGGACUUGUCUGAUUCACGUUUUGCCAGAUACUCUUGCAAUCGAUUAUGGCACCAUGUAUUACCCGCGAACACCAUGAACAGCUCCCGUGAAUGGUCACACGUGGGUGGCACUGUUGCCGUAAUCACGCAGUGGGAGUGGCUUUAACGCGCUCGACAGUGUCUGGGAGAGCGAGAGGAGUAAGCAAGUAGGAAACCCUUGCUGCAGUGACUUGCAGCCAUCGCCGCAGACGUACAUGUGCAGACCGAGACAGGCAGCUGCUAAGACCUGCGUUGUUGAUGAUGCUUCCAUAAUCUUGAUCCACAGCAGCUAACACGUCCUGCAUCAUGUAUCCAUAUUGCCAACCUCACUAGGCCAUCCCCCAAGAAGACAAUGGCCUUGGCAAAGACACUGGUCACAAUUCCAUUCGUUGUAUGCAGCUUUUGAGCAAGUAUGAGCUCUUAUUGUGCUGCCAUCCCCCAC
Messenger RNA from Colletotrichum destructivum, 2185 nucleotides. RefSeq names its product Putative Rhodanese-like domain, tryptophan synthase beta chain-like, PALP domain-containing protein. Gene Ontology annotation, molecular function: cysteine synthase activity. Gene Ontology annotation, cellular component: cytoplasm. The coding region runs from base 82 to 1737 and encodes 551 amino acids. NCBI's taxonomy places the organism in Eukaryota, Fungi, Ascomycota, Sordariomycetes, Glomerellales, Glomerellaceae. The transcript is spliced from 7 exons. The record is from RefSeq and is a predicted model, not a curated record.